Messenger RNA from Carica papaya (papaya), 1118 nucleotides. Lineage: Eukaryota; Viridiplantae; Streptophyta; Magnoliopsida; Brassicales; Caricaceae. The record is from RefSeq and is a predicted model, not a curated record.
CAGAAAGUUGCAGUCUGAAAUUUCGUUUUUGAGUUCAAUUGACCAAGAAAUACAAAGAGAAGUUAUGUUGCGAGUAAAAUGAGGGAGAUUAUAGAGGAGACGUAUCCCGAUUCCUGCAACAAUGCCAACCCUGCAACGAGGGAUGGCAACAUGGUGGAGAUCAAUCUCAAAAUAAUCGGCCCAGCUCGCCCUUCUCGAAUCCAAGUCGCUUCUCCAAUUAAAGUGUGUGAUUUGAGAAAAUUGAUUUCUGAAGAGAAUCAUUUUCCUAUCGAGAAUUUGAGGCUUAUUCUGUGUGGGAAGGUACUGCAUGAUAGUGAGGACGGGGAUGAUAUUUGCAUCCGACUGAAUAAUGCGGAUUCCUUGAUUGUUGUUGUGAAGCCAAAACCUCCUACUGGACUUGAAAUCGAAGAUGACGAUGAUGAUUUGGAGUUUCGACUACCACAUUCUACAAGCCGAUGGAAGAGGAAGCUCUACUGUUUUUUACAUAAUAGAAUGAAGGUUCCUGGUAUUCUUUUGAUGGCACUUUUCUCUCUUAGUUUGAAGGCAUGGACUAUUGUAGUUUUAUGGUUUGCCUUGGCACCUCUUGCCCAUAGAUGGGAUCUUGGACCUUUAUAUAUUCUUGGUACUGGCUUUUCAAUCAUUCUCCUGAAUCUUGGACAACGGCAACCGGGGGACAUCAGUGCAUACUCCAUCUUUAAUGAAGACUUCAGAGAGCUUCCUGGAACCCUAAAUGCAGACCGACUAGACAGAGAUGUCAGGACAGUUUUUGUAUACAGAUUGCAAUCCCUUGUGCUUUUUAAAACACAUUUACUUUUAAACAAGGGUAUGGAGGCUGUCUCAUUUCCUGCUAGCCGGAAGUUUAUAUUAGCAGUUUGGGAAAAAAAUUUCAAGGCAGGGCAAUAAAUUUGUAGGGCCUUGCAGACUGUUGAGGGGCAGCGCUACUGCAUAUUUGAACAGAAAUUUCAUGCAGUGUUCUCCAUUUGAUAGUUUUAUAUUUACCCAUCAAAAAGAGAAUGUCAUAUAUGAAAGGUAUUGGAAGAAGAAAUAGGAAGCUUAUAGAUUAUACAUGAACGCAAGACAUGUUUUUAGCGAAAUGAAGGUUACUUGACAUUACAGUA